AUGGAUUUGAACUGCUGUGAGUCUUUAAACCUGGAAGAUGGACACAGAUCUUCAUCAUCAUCCUCAUCCUCUUCUCCGUCCUCGGUGUGUGGUGAGCAGGACGUGGUGGUGCGGAGAACAGGCCACGCCCCCUUCCCUGAGACUGACAGGUACAGAGGCCACGCCCCCUUCCCUGAGACUGACAGGUACAGAGGCCACGCCCCCUUCCCUGAGACUGACAGGUACAGAGGCCACGCUCCCUUCCCUGAGACUGACAGGUACAGAGGCCACGCUCCCUUCCCUGAGACUGACAGGUACAGAGGCCACGCUCGCUUCCCUGAGACUGACAGGUACAGAGGCCACGCUCCCUUCCCUGAGACUGACAGGUACAGAGGCCACGCCCGCUUCCCUGAGACUGACAGGUACAGAGGCCACACUCCCUUCCCUGAGACUGACAGGUACAGAGGCCACGCUCCCUUCCCUGAGACUGACAGGUACAGAGGCCACGCCCCCUUCCCUGAGACUGACAGGUACAGAGGCCACACUCGCUUCCCUGAGACUGACAGGUACAGAGGCCACGCCCGCUUCCCGGAGACUGACAGGUGCAGAGGCCACACUCGCUUCCCUGAGACUGAAAGGUGCAGAGGCCACACCCGCUUCCCUGAGACUGACUGGUACAGAGGCCACGCUCGCUUCCCUGAGACUGACAGGUACAGAGGCCACGCCCGCUUCCCUGAGACUGACAGGUACAUAGGCCACGCUCGCUUCCUGGAGACUGACAGGUGCAGAGGCCACGCCCGCUUCCCUGAGACUGACAGGUGCAGAGGCCACGCCCGCUUCCCUGAGACUGACAGGUGCAGAGGCCACGCCCGCUUCCCUGAGACUGACAGGUACAUAGGCCACACUCGCUUCCCUGAGACUGACAGGUACAGAGGCCACACUCGCUUCCCUGAGACUGACAGGUACAUAGGCCACGCUCCCUUCCCUGAGACUGACAGGUGCAGAGGCCACGCUCGCUUCCCUGAGACUGACAGGUACAGAGGCCACGCUCCCUUCCCUGAGACUGACAGGUACAGAGGCCACGCUCCCUUCCCUGAGACUGACAGGUACAGAGGCCACGCCCCCUUCCCUGAGACUGACAGGUACAGAGGCCACACUCGCUUCCCUGAGACUGACAGGUACAGAGGCCACGCCCGCUUCCCUGAGACUGACAGGUGCAGAGGCCACACUCGCUUCCCUGAGACUGAAAGGUGCAGAGGCCACACCUGCUUCCCUGAGACUGACUGGUACAGAGGCCACGCUCGCUUCCCUGAGACUGACAGGUACAGAGGCCACGCCCGCUUCCCUGAGACUGACAGGUACAUAGGCCACGCUCGCUUCCUGGAGACUGACAGGUGCAGAGGCCACGCCCGCUUCCCUGAGACUGACAGGUGCAGAGGCCACGCCCGCUUCCCUGAGACUGACAGGUGCAGAGGCCACGCCCGCUUCCCUGAGACUGACAGGUACAUAGGCCACACUCGCUUCCCUGAGACUGACAGGUACAGAGGCCACACUCGCUUCCCUGAGACUGACAGGUACAUAGGCCACGCUCCCUUCCCUGAGACUGACAGGUGCAGAGGCCACGCCCGCUUCCCUGAGUCUGACAGGUGCAGAGGCCACGCCCGCUUCCCUGAGACUGACAGGUGCAGAGGCCACGCCCGCUUCCCUGAGACUGACAGGUGCAGAGGCCACACUCGCUUCCCUGAGACUGACAGGUGCAGAGGCCACGCCCGCUUCCCGGAGACUGACAGGUACAGAGGCCACGCCCGCUUCCCUGAGUCUGACAGGUACAGAGGCCACGCCCGCUUCCCUGAGACUGACAGGUGCAGAGGCCACGCUUGCUUCCCUGAGACUGACAGGUACAGAGGCCACGCUUGCUUCCCUGAGACUGACAGGUGCAGAGGCCACGCCCGCUUCCCUGAGACUGACAGGUACAGAGGCCACACUCGCUUCCCUGAGACUGAUAGGUACAUAGGCCACGCCCACUUCACUGAGUCUGACAGUUACAGAGGCCACACUCGCUUCCCGGAGACUGACAGGUACAGAGGCCACGCCCGCUUCCCUGAGACUGACAGGUGCAGAGGCCACGCCCGCUUCCCUGAGACUGACAGGUACAGAGGCCACACUCACUUCCCUGAGACUGACAGGUACAGAGGCCACGCCUCCUUCACUGAGACUGACAGGUGCAGAGGCCACGCCCGCUUCACUGAAACUGACAGGAACAGAGGCCACACUCGCUUCCCGGAGACUGAUAGGUACAUAGGCCACGCCCGCUUCCCUGAGACUGACAGGUACAGAGGCCACACUCGCUUUCCGGAGACUGACAGGUACAUAGGCCACGCCCGCUUCCCUGAGACUGACAGGUACAGAGGCCACGCCCGCUUCCCUGAGACUGACAGGUACAGAGGCCACGCCCGCUUCCCUGAGACUGACAGGUACGUAGGCCACGCCCGCUUCCCUGAGACUGACAGGUGCAGAGGCCACACUCGCUUCCCUGAGACUGAUAGGUACAUAGGCCACACCCGCUUCCCUGAGACUGACAGGUACAGAGGCCACACUCGCUUCCCGGAGACUGACAGGUACAUAGGCCACGCCCGCUUCCCUGAGACUGACAGGUGCAGAGGCCUCGCCCGCUUCGCUGAGACUGACAGGUACAGAGGUCACGCCUCUUUCCCUGAGACUGACAGGUACAGAGGCCACACUCGCUUCCCUGAGACUGACAGGUAUGUAGGCCACGCCCGCUUCCCUGAGACUGACAGGUGCAGAGGCCACGCCCGCUUCCCUGAGACUGACAGGUACGUAGGCCACGCCCGCUUCCCUGAGACUGACAGGUGCAUAGGCCACGCUCCCUUCACUGAGACUGACAGGUGCAGAGGCCACGCCCGCUUCCCUGAGACUGACAGGUGCAGAGGCCAUGCCCGAUUCCCUGAGACUGACAGGUGCAGAGGCCACGCUCGCUUCCCUGAGUCUGACAGGUGCAGAGGCCACGCCCGCUUCCCUGAGACUGACAGGUACAGAGGCCACACUCGCUUCCCUGAGACUGACAGGUACAUAGGCCACACUCGCUUCCCUGAGACUGACAGGUACAGAGGCCACACUCGCUUCCCUGAGACUGACAGGUGCAGAGGCCACACUCGCUUCCCUGAGACUGACAGGGACAGAGGCCACACUCGCUUCCCUGAGACUGACAGGUACAUAGACCACACCCGCUUCCCUGAGACUGACAGGUACAGAGGCCACACUCGCUUCCCGGAGACUGACAGGUACAUAGGCCACGCCCGCUUCCCUGAGACUGACAGGUGCAGAGGCCACGCCCGCUUCCCUGAGACUGACAGGUACAGAGGCCACACUCGCUUCCCUGAGACUGACAGGUACAGAGGCCACGCCUCCUUCACUGAGACUGACAGGUGCAGAGGCCACACUCGCUUCCCUGAGACUGACAGAUACAGAGGCCACGCUCGCUUCACUGAGACUGACAGGUACAGAGGCCACACUCGCUUCCCUGAGACUGACAGGUACAUAGGCCACACCCGCUUCCCUGAGACUGACAGGUACAGAGGCCACACUCACUUCCCUGAGACUAACAGGUACAGAGGCCACACCCGCUUCCCUGAGACUGACAGGUACAGAGGCCACACUCGCUUCCCGGAGACUGACAGGUACAUAGGCCACGCCCGCUUCCCUGAGACUGACAGGUACAGAGGCCACGCCCGCUUCCCGGAGACUGACAGGUGCAUAGGCCACGCUCACUUCCCUGAGACUGACAGGUACAGAGGCCACACUCGCUUCACUGAGACUGACAGGUACGUAGGCCACGCCCCCUUCACUGAAUCUGACAGGUGCAGAGGCCACGCUCCCUUCACUGAGACUGACAGGUGCAUAGGCCACCCCCGCUUCCCGGAGACUGACAGGUGCAUAGGCCACGCCCGCUUCACUGAGUCUGACAGGUGCAGAGGCCACGCCCGCUUCCCUGAGACUGACAGGUACAUAGGCCACACUCGCUUCCCUGAGACUGACAGGUACAGAGGCCACGCCCGCUUCCCUGAGACUGACAGGUACAGAGGCCACGCCCGCUUCCCUGAGACUGACAGGUACGUAGGCCACGCCCGCUUCCCUGAGACUGACAGGUACAGAGGCCACACUCGCUUCCCUGAGACUGACAGGUACGUAGGCCACGCCCGCUUCCCUGAGACUGACAGGUGCAUAGGCCACGCUCCCUUCACUGAGACUGACAGGUGCAGAGGCCACGCCCGCUUCCCUGAGACUGACAGGUGCAGAGGCCAUGCCCGAUUCCCUGAGACUGACAGGUGCAGAGGCCACGCUCGCUUCCCUGAGUCUGACAGGUGCAGAGGCCACGCCCGCUUCCCUGAGACUGACAGGUACAGAGGCCACACUCGCUUCCCUGAGACUGACAGGUACAUAGGCCACACUCGCUUCCCUGAGACUGACAGGUACAGAGGCCACACUCGCUUCCCUGAGACUGACAGGUGCAGAGGCCACACUCGCUUCCCUGAGACUGACAGGGACAGAGGCCACACUCGCUUCCCUGAGACUGACAGGUACAUAGACCACACCCGCUUCCCUGAGACUGACAGGUACAGAGGCCACACUCGCUUCCCGGAGACUGACAGGUACAUAGGCCACGCCCGCUUCACUGAGACUGACAGGUGCAGAGGCCACGCCCGCUUCCCUGAGACUGACAGGUACAGAGGCCACACUCGCUUCCCGGCGACUGACAGGUACAGAGGCCACGCCUCCUUCACUGAGACUGACAGGUGCAGAGGCCACACUCGCUUCCCUGAGACUGACAGGUACAGAGGCCACGCUCGCUUCACUGAGACUGACAGGUACAGAGGCCACACUUGCUUCCCUGAGACUGACAGGUACAUAGGCCACACCCGCUUCCCUGAGACUGACAGGUACAGAGGCCACACUCACUUCCCUGAGACUAACAGGUACAGAGGCCACACCCGCUUCCCUGAGACUGACAGGUACAGAGGCCACACUCGCUUCCCGGAGACUGACAGGUACAUAGGCCACGCCCGCUUCCCUGAGACUGACAGGUGCAGAGGCCACGCCCGCUUCCCGGAGACUGACAGGUGCAUAGGCCACGCUCACUUCCCGGAGACUGACAGGUACAGAGACCACGCUCGCUUCACUGAGACUGACAGGUACGUAGGCCACGCCCCCUUCACUGAAUCUGACAGGUGCAGAGGCCACGCUCCCUUCACUGAGACUGACAGGUGCAUAGGCCACCCCCGCUUCCCGGAGACUGACAGGUGCAUAGGCCACGCCCGCUUCACUGAGUCUGACAGGUGCAGAGGCCACGCCCGCUUCCCUGAGACUGACAGGUACAUAGGCCACACUCGCUUCCCUGAGACUGACAGGUACAGAGGCCACGCCCGCUUCCCUGAGACUGACAGGUACAGAGGCCACGCUCACUUCCCUGAGACUGACAGGUACGUAGGCCACGCCCGCUUCACUGAGACUGACAGGUACAGAGGCCACGCUCGCCUCCCUGAGACUGAUAGGUACAUAGGCCACACUCGCUUCCCGGAGACUGACAGGUACAGAGGCCACGCCCGCUUCCCUGAGACUGACAGGUACAGAGGCCACGCCCGCUUCCCUGAGACUGACAGGUACAGAGGCCACGCCCGCUUCCCUGAGACUGACAGGUACAGAGGCCACGCCCGCUUCCCUGAGACUGACAGGUACAGAGGCCACGCUCGCCUCCCUGAGACUGACAGGUACAGAGGCCACGCCCGCUUCCCUGAGACUGACAGGUACAGAGGCCACACUCGCUUCCCUGAGAAUGACAGGUACAGAGGCCACACUCGCUUCCCUGAGACUGACAGGUACAUAGGCCAUGCCCGCUUCCCUGAGACUGACAGGUACAGAGGCCACACUCGCUUCCCGGAGACUGACAGGUACAGAGGCCAUGCUCGCUUCCCUGAGACUGACAGGUGCAGAGGCCACGCCCGCUUCCCGGAGACUGACAGGUGCAUAGGCCACGCUCGCUUCCCGGAGACUGACAGGUACAGAGGCCACGCCCGCUUCACUGAGACUGACAGGUACAGAGGCCACGCUCGCUUCCCGGAGACUGACAGGUACAGAGGCCACGCCCGCUUCACUGAGACUGACAGGUACAGAGGCCACGCUCGCUUCCCGGAGACUGACAGGUACAGAGGCCACACUCGCUUCCCUGAGACUGACAGGUACAUAUGCCACGCCCGCUUCCCUGAGACUGACAGGUACAGAGGCCACACUCGCUUCCCGGAGACUGACAGGUACAGAGGCCACGCUCGCUUCACUGAGACUGACAGGUACAGAGGCCACGCUCGCUUCCCUGAGACUGACAGGUGCAGAGGCCACGCCCCCUUCACUGAAUCUGACAGGUGCAUAGGCCACGCCCGCUUCACUGAGUCUGACAGGUGCAGAGGCCACACUCGCUUCCCUGAGACUGACAGGUACAGAAGCCACGCCCGCUUCCCUGAGACUGACAGGUACAUAAGCUACACUCGCUUCCCUGAGACUGACAGGUACAGAGGCCACGCCCGCUUCCCUGAGACUGACAGGUACAUAAGCUACACUCGCUUCCCUGAGACUGACAGGUACAGAGGCCACACUCGCUUCCCUGAGACUGACAGGUACAGAGGCCACGCCCGCUUCCCUGAGACUGACAGGUGCAGAGGCCACACUCGCUUCCCUGAGACUGACAGGGACAGAGGCCACGCCCGCUUCCCUGAGACUGACAGGUACAUAAGCUACACUCGCUUCCCUGAGACUGACAGGUACAGAGGCCACGCCCGCUUCCCUGAGACUGACAGGUACAGAGGCCACGCCCGCUUCCCUGAGACUGACAGGUCUUCUUUUCAGGAUUCUGAUGAGGUGAAAGCCCUGCGUGGAAUAAUUUCAGAAAUAAACAGAGUCCAGGCCACAUUUUCUCCAACACUCAUCAUCCAGAAGUGGAUCAGAGGCUAUCUGACUCGGAGACGUCUGGGGUUGUGUGGAUCGCCAGUUCCUCUUAGAACGUUAGUGAGGAAUGUGACUCCAGUGGGUUCUGUGUGGGAGACCAGCAGAGGAUCAUGGAUUAUGAGCAAUCCUCACAAUCUGCUACAGCAGGACACUAUGAGCUGCAGAUCUUUCCACAGCACGACACUGACGGACCUCAAACCACCUUGUAACUCUCCUCAGCUGAGUAACCAUGGCGACAAACUCCAUAACAGAUUUAUGAAUGAACGUCAUGAUGAGCCGAUGGACUUGAAGACUUUUUGUGUUUUUGGCUUUAAGGCCAUGACGUACCUGUCCAAGCCGUUUGUAGACAUGCAGAUAUCCCGAAAAAUGAAUGGGCAGGACAUCCGGGAUGGCAUCGUCCAUUUCCACACACAGAAAUCCAACCCCCCCAACGCCCCACGGCCACGCCCACCUAACAUCACUGCAGAGAAGCGCCUCAUUGGCCGAUGCCAUGACUACCUGAGCCUUGCCACAUUCCGGGCAAUAGAGAGGGUGUAUGAGGGGAGAGAGAAGGAGGAGGGACUGAGGGAGCGAGCCAAACGAGUGAUGGAGGUGCACAAUCAUCGUGAUGAAGCCCGAGGUCACUGUGAAGGAUUCAUGGAAGCUCAAAGGACAGGGGCACUACUGAGGCAGGAGCAAGAGCGAGACAAACUGGAGGAAACACUCAAAAUGCAGAGAACCAAACAGGAGCAGGAGGUGCAGCUAGUCCGUCAGAAGUACCUCAGGUUCCUGGUGGAGAAGCGGAGGAACAUGAUGGAGCAGGAGACAGUGAAGAGCUUCAGCCGACAGCAUGGUGCUUUGACUAAAGCCUUUAGUAAACACUACAGAGAACACAGACUCAGCGAGACUCAGCAUGAGAGGAGACGACACAUCGCUAUCAGCACGCAGCAGGCUGGCUCACAGACAUUACAGGGACACCUGGAGAGCAGGAAGCAGAGUAAACCGACGAUGUCUUGGAUUCCCAUAAACACUCUACUAUUUCAGAAGCAGCAGCUCUCAGACAAGGUGAAAUCAAGUGAAGUCCAGGCGAUACGAGGUGGAAGUCCAGUAGACAGACGUGCUAAUCACAAUGUAAAUAAAGUAAAAUCUGUGCACACUAACAAAAAAACUGUUUAACUAAAUGUCUUUGUUUAAAUGUCUGUAUAAAUAUUAAUUCUGAAGUGAAUUUUGGCUUUAAACACAUACAGGAGAACUUUUAUUUCUCAACACUGGAUUUAAGCUACAUGACAUCACAAUACACUUGUUAAAUAAAGAACAAUAUACAGAGUAUUAUUUCCUAAUUAAACUUUAACACUCACAGUCUGAUCAGUAAUCUUUAAUAAAUACUUUACAGUCACCUAAUCAAGUAAAAAUGCUCCUUCAGUGAUUCAGCUUGAGUAUAAAUUUCAUCUCAUCUCACAUACUAUGAAAUAAAUAUAGUCACUAGUUCCUUAUUAUUUAUUACAUCACAGUGCUUUUGAAUUCUGGAUUCUGAUUGGUCAAAAAGUGUUGAUUAAUUUUCUUUACACCCCAGCGUGGUUGAAUUCUCCAGACAGAUUGGUAAGAAAGUGUGCAUUAUUUCUGUAUAACAGCACGGCUCGGACAGAAGUUCCGGUACAGUAGUUGUUUAACAAAGUAAAAUGUAUAAUUGUUGAUGUAGUGACAUUUUUGUUAGAAGAGAUUUAUUUAAAUUUAUGGAAGGAGUCUUAGUUGUAAGUACUUUGUAACAGUCACAGUGCUUUGCAAAGUUUCCCAGCACAGAAAGUCCUCAGGACAUAGGAAUUUCCACAUUCCAGUUUUGAGAAAGAGGGAGAAAAUGACAGCAACUGCUCCAUAUCGUGCCGCUUCACACAAUCUGCCCCCUAACUUCCCCUGCAUGCAUUAUUCAUAUAACCGCGUGGUCUGUCAUGUUUUAUUCCUUAUAUAACAGCAGCUCUGACAAUAAUGCAUCUGCAAAUCAUAUUUAUAAUAAUUCAUGCAGUUGUUCUAAUACAUUACCAUUUCUAUAGUAACAGCUCAUUCUCAGGGACUUGUAUAUUGGACAUUCCACAUAAAUGGAUUAAAAAGGUGUCACAUCCACCAUGGACAUUUCACUACCAUGCCACCAGAGGGCACCCUUCCCCAAAUUCUAGAAAACUUCCUCAGUGGCUACAAAUAUUUCCAAUCCCAAACACACAUAAAACAAACGAAUGUUUGAUCUUUGUGUAUGCCACUGCCUUAUUCUUCUAGUUAUUUCAUGGUAUGUUGUUUAUGGUCACCAAAUCACCGCAAAACCCUGUUGUCCUGGGCUCUCCAUGGUUAACCACUCACAACCCAAACAUAUCUUGGAAAGAAAGUGAGCUCAGAGUAGGUGGCGUCCAUACCGUUUUAAGAAUUGUACAUCUCUACUCUGUCACUCCAUUAAGAUUGAGAGCCCUGAAGUGAAAUGGGACGUGAAAUAUAGAUCUAGAUAUAGAUUUAGAUUUACAUCCCUAAUGAGCAAGCCAGAGGCAACCGGACUCAAAAGGGAACCCUUGGUUCAUCUGGGUGACACCGAAUAGUUCGAUUAAGAUGGUGUGAUUGUGAGUCAGACCUUUUCUCAGGUCCUGUCCUAUCCUAGUAAUAUUAUCUCCAUGCGCUUCAAAUGAAAGACUAGAGUCAAUAAUCACACCAAUCACACUUUUACUGCUGCACAUGAUGAAACAGAAAGACCAUCCAGAGUUAUGAUGUAAUCUUCUAGCUGCAUGUGGUCCUAGUACAAGUACUUCAAGUUCCCUUAAUGCCUACUACAUUUUCUAGUCUAUUGAGGAGAAUAGCAUGAUCAAUGGUAUCAAAAGCUGCACUAAGGUCAAGCAGCACAAGCAAGGAGACACAACCCUGAUCAGAGGCCAGUAGUAAGUCAUUUACCACUUUUACCAGCGCUGUCUCUGUGCUAUGAUGAGGCCUAAAUCCUGACUGAUACAUUUCAUGAAUGUUAUUCCUAUGUAAGUAUGAGCAUAGCUGCUGUGCUACAACCUUAGGAGGUUUGAUAUUGGCCUAUAGUUGGACAGUUGACAAGGGUUGAAGUCAGGUUUUUUAAUCAGGGGUUUGAUAACUGCUAGUUUAAAAGAUUUAGGUACAUAGCCAAUGCUAACAGAAGAACUGAUUAUUUUAAAAGAGGUUUGAUUGUUUCAGGAAUUAUCUGUUUGAAGAAACAUGUAGGUAAAGGAUCUAGUAUACAGGUUGAUGAUUUUGAUGAUGAAAUUGGUGAAAUUAGUUUGGUCUCUCGAAAGGGAGUAAACCAUUCUAAUUGCUGAUCUGUUAUUGUUAUAUUAUUAUCAACAGAGAUAGUUGUCAUAUUGUCUGGUUUUUAAUUUAUAGUCUGAAUUUUUUGCCUGAUCUUUUCAAUUUUGACAUAAAAAAAUUGUACUACAUAAUGAUUGUGUGCAUGUUUCUAUUGUGGUCUUAUUCCUUGUUAAUUUUGCUAUCUAAUUUAGUUAUCUUCUAUUAGGGUGGAGAGAUACAUUGAUCUAGCAGCAUUAAGAGCUUUUCUAUAGCUCAGACGGCUCUCCUUCCAUGCUGUUUGAAAUACUACUGAUUUAGUUUGAUGCCAUUUACAUUCUAAUUUUCGACUGGUCUGUUUUAAGGUGCAUGUGUGAUUGUUAUACCAGGGUACUAGUUGCUGACAUGAAAAUACGUUUGACAUGGUGACGUGGCAAGGUGCAUAUAUUAUGAUCAAGACACAUUUUAAAUGAGAUGAGGUAAUGAUCUGAGAUAGCUUCAGACUGUGGACAUGAGACUAUAUUUUCUAUAUUUAAUCCGAAUGUUAGUAUUAAAUCAAGAGUGUGACCACCACUAUGGGUGGGUCCUAUUACAUUCUGAUUAACCCCUACAGAAUCUAGAAUGGACACAACUGCUGUUCUCAGAGGGUCUUCUGGAUUAUCAAAAUGAAUAUUAAAGUCUCCAACAAUUAAUGCUUUGUCUAAAGAAACAACCAGGUUAGAGAUGAAAUCCGCAAAUUCACACAGGAAUUCAGAAUACUGCCCUGGGGGUCUG
Pangasianodon hypophthalmus (striped catfish) is the source of this 11025-nucleotide messenger RNA. RefSeq names its product leucine rich repeats and IQ motif containing 3 (gene lrriq3). The record is from RefSeq and is a predicted model, not a curated record. The coding region runs from base 1 to 8148 and encodes 2715 amino acids. Gene Ontology annotation, molecular function: protein binding. Lineage: Eukaryota; Metazoa; Chordata; Actinopteri; Siluriformes; Pangasiidae. The transcript has 6 exons.